AUGGCGGCGCGGCCCCGGCGGCCCUGGCUCAGCGUGGCGCUGGGGCUGGUGCUGGGCUUCGCCGUCGCCUCGUGGCUCAUCGCCCCCAAAGUGGCCGAGCUGAGCGACAGGAAGAGGCGCGGCGGCGGCGGCGGCGGCGGCGGCUUUGCUGGCGGCGGCGGCCUCUGCUCUUACGACGGCCGGAGGCAGCUGCGGCCGGAGGCGAGGGCAGCCGCCGCGGGAGGGCUCGGGGACGGCGGCAGCCUGUGGGGAAGAGAGCGCCGCCGCCCGCCGCCGCCGCCGCCUCCCGCCGCCGAGGACGAGCCCGUGCCCAGCCCGCCCGUUGCUGCCGCCGGAGAAGGAGACCCGCAGCAGCAGCAGGAGGAGGAGGAGGAGGAAGGCGCCGGCCGGCCCGGCAGCAGCCACAACGGGAGCGGGGACGAGGCGGGCGGCGCGGGCUGCGCCGAGCGCCGCCGCUUCCUGUACGUGGGGGUGAUGACGGCGCAGAAGUACCUGGGCAGCCGGGCGCUGGCGGCGCAGCGUACCUGGGCGCGCUCCAUCUCGGGCCGCGUGGACUUCUUCUGCAGCCAGGGCUCCGUGCCACCGCCCGCUCGGCCCGGGGAGCGGCCGCUGCCCGUCGUCGCCCUGCCCGGCGUGGACGACUCGUACCCGCCGCAGAAGAAGUCCUUCAUGAUGCUCAAGCACAUGCACGACAACUACCUGGACGCCUACGAGUGGUUCAUGCGGGCCGAUGACGACGUCUAUAUCAAAGGGGAAAAAUUAGAGGAAUUCCUAAGGUCACUGAACAGCAGUAAACCUCUGUAUUUGGGGCAGACUGGACUGGGAAAUACUGAAGAACUUGGAAAACUGGCUCUUGAGCCAGGAGAGAAUUUCUGCAUGGGAGGACCUGGGAUGAUCUUCAGUCGUGAAGUUCUUAGGAGGAUGGUACCACACAUAGGUGAAUGUCUUCGAGAAAUGUACACUACUCACGAGGAUGUAGAAGUGGGCCGAUGCGUUCGGCGAUUUGGUGGAACUCAGUGCGUUUGGUCUUAUGAGAUGCAGCAGCUGUUCCAUGAAAACUAUGAACACAACCGGAAGGGUUACAUACAGGAUCUUCACAACAGCAAAAUUCACACAGCUAUUACGCUUCAUCCAAAUAAAAGACCAGCCUAUCAAUAUAGACUUCACAAUUAUAUAUUGGCCCGUAAAAUAUCAGAAUUACGUUACCGUACCAUCCAGCUUCAUAGAGAAAGUGCCCUCAUGAGUAGGCUCAGCAAUACUGAAAUCAGCAAAGACGAUCAACUUCUGGGAAUGAUGCCAUCUUUUAACCGCUUCCAGCCACAUGACAGGAAUGAAAUCAUUGAAUGGGAGUUUCUGACUGGAAAGCUGCUUUACUCUAUGGCUGAGAAUCAACCACCCAGACAGAACAUUAAUAGUGUCCUGCGGGCAGCACUGGAUGACACUAUAAUGCAGGUAAUGGAAAUGAUCAAUGAGAACUCUAAAUCUAGAGGGAGGCUCAUUGACUUCAAUGAAAUACAGUAUGGGUACCGCAGGAUUGACCCUUUGCACGGUGUGGAAUACAUUCUGGAUCUGUUGCUGUUAUACAAAAGGCACAAAGGAAGAAAAGUUACUGUUCCAGUUCGACGGCAUGCUUAUCUUCAGCAAUUAUUUAGUAAACCUUUUUUCAAAGAAGAAGAAGAACUGGAUGUGAUCAGUCUUGUAGAAAGCAUGAAUAGUGUCACACAGUCUUUCUCCUUCCUUUCUAAUUCCCUGAAGAUGUUUUCAUCAUUUCAAGGUGCCAAAGAAAUAGGAGCACAUGGUGACAAAAAGAUUCACAUUCUAGUCCCUCUCACUGGGCGGUAUGAUAUUUUCCUAAGAUUUAUGGAGAACUUUGAAAAGACUUGCCUUAUCUCCAAGCAGAAUGUAAGGCUGGUAGUUAUUCUCUUCAGUUCUGAUUCUGGUCAGGAUUCCAGUAAACACAUAGAGCUGAUUAAUGAAUAUCAUCAUAAAUAUCCUAUGGCAGACAUGACAGUAAUUCCAAUGACAGGUGUUUUUUCUAGAGGGUUAGGUCUUGAAAUGGCCUCCUCCAAGUUUGACAAUGACACCUUGCUGCUAUUCUGUGAUGUUGACCUUAUAUUUACUCCAGACUUUCUCCAGCGGUGUCGAGCAAACACUAUUCAAGGGCAACAAGUUUAUUAUCCUAUUAUCUUCAGUCAGUAUGAUCCCAAAGUAACAUAUGGGGGCAGCCCUCCACUGGACAGCAACUUUGUUUUUACAAAGAAAACUGGGUUUUGGAGGGACUAUGGGUUUGGGAUCACUUGCAUUUACAAAAGUGACCUUGUAAGUGCUGGUGGAUUUGACACCUCAAUUCAAGGUUGGGGACUUGAGGAUGUAGACCUCUUUACUAAAGUGAUCAAUUCUGGAUUGAAGGCUUUUAGAAGCCAAGAAGUAGGUGUUGUGCAUGUUUUUCAUCCAGUUCAUUGUGAUCCCAACCUAGAUCCUAAACAAUACAAGAUGUGCUUAGGAUCCAAAGCAAGUACGUUUGCCUCUGCCACGCAACUAGCUGAAAUAUGGCUAGAAAAACAUUUAGGUGUCAGGUAUAAUCGAACUCUUUCCUGACAUUCUAACUUGCUCUGCCUUCCUAGGGGAGUUUACCUCAUUAUUACUUUGUUCUGUUGUUGCAUUUGCAAACGUCUCUUUGUCUUCCAAAGGGUAUGUGUUUGACCUCAAAUGAACAGAGUCUGCUGUCAGGAACAUUACGGAUUCCUACUGAACUGAUUAGAUGUGGUGUCUUUCUAUUCUCUUUGAUCUAUAAACCAAGUAAAACCAUGGCAGUCAGACAAUCCCAUGGAGCUCAUCUAUCAUGAGGACUACAUCAAACAAAUGUUCUCUUUGGACAUUAGGAUGCAAUAUCAGUCUUCAUUUUGUCUGUUCAGCAUAAUGUGAUACAGAUAUUGUCUGGUGAAGGUACCCCAAAAGUGCUUUAUGCUUUCUCUGGGAAAGAGACUCUGGCAAACUUGAGUUUCAUAAUUUAUAUGUGGACAAAAAUAAACAGUAUUAUUCUUCAUCUUUAUAAUUUUUGAAGUAAACAAAUAACUGAUCAUCU
Molecule: messenger RNA, 3085 nt
Organism: Euleptes europaea (tarantolino)
Lineage: Eukaryota; Metazoa; Chordata; Lepidosauria; Squamata; Sphaerodactylidae
Gene: CHSY3
Product: chondroitin sulfate synthase 3
Cellular component (GO): Golgi cisterna membrane
Molecular function (GO): glucuronosyl-N-acetylgalactosaminyl-proteoglycan 4-beta-N-acetylgalactosaminyltransferase activity
Source: RefSeq, a predicted model, not a curated record